Messenger RNA from Malaya genurostris, 1613 nucleotides. It is a transcript of the gene shv, whose product is annotated as dnaJ homolog shv. Gene Ontology annotation, molecular function: misfolded protein binding. Gene Ontology annotation, biological process: protein folding; protein maturation. The record is from RefSeq and is a predicted model, not a curated record. Bases 206 to 1282 code for a protein of 358 amino acids. The transcript has 4 exons. Gene Ontology annotation, cellular component: endoplasmic reticulum. Lineage: Eukaryota; Metazoa; Arthropoda; Insecta; Diptera; Culicidae.
UUGACUGCCCAACAGACGAAAGUGAUUACGGUACACGAAGCAUUGUGCUAUAGAAUUUUACGAAAACGGGGUGUUUAAAUUUUAACACGUCCAGAAUAUUUAUUAAAUUUAAAUGAUUCUUGCAAAGCAUUGCUAGCGUUGACUGGGUCAUAUUACGACUUUUUCGUAGUAAGGUGAAAAUUAGUCAUUGAACGAACGCACAAGAAUGAGAUCUUUCGCAUUGUGGGGCUCCGUUCUGCUCCAGGCAGCAUUGUUUCUCUUAAUACAGGAAGUUUCAGCUGGUAGAGAUUUCUAUAAAAUACUAGGCUUACGGAAGUCCGCGAACAAGAACGAAAUUAAGAAGGCAUAUAGGAAACUUGCCAAAGAACUGCAUCCCGAUAAGAACCAAGAUGAUCCGGAUGCAUCGCAAAAAUUUCAAGAUUUAGGUGCGGCUUAUGAGGUACUGUCAGAUGAAGAAAAACGGAAGUUGUACGAUCGGUGUGGCGAAGAGUGUGUCAAAAAAGAAGGUAUGAUGGAUAAUAGCGAUCCGUUUGCGCACUUUUUCGGUGAUUUUGGUUUUGGAUUCGGUGGUCAGGAACAGAGAGAAACACCCCGAGGGGCUAACAUUGUUAUGGAUUUGUUUGUAACACUAGAAGAAUUGUACAAUGGGAACUUUGUUGAAAUAACACGAAAUAAGCCUGUGAUGAAACCGGCGCAAGGAACGCGAAAAUGUAACUGCCGACAGGAGAUGGUAACGCGUAAUCUUGGUCCCGGACGCUUCCAGAUGAUGCAGCAAACCGUUUGCGAUGAGUGUCCAAACGUAAAACUGGUGAACGAGGAGCGCACUAUUGAAAUUGAAAUUGAAGAAGGAAUGGAGGAUGGCCAGGAGACAAAAUUCUCUGGCGAGGGAGAACCGCACAUUGAUGGCGAACCGGGCGAUUUAAUUUUGAAAAUACGAACGGUCCCACAUCAAAGGUUCGAACGACGAGGAGAUGAUCUGUACACUAAUGUGACAAUCAGUUUACAGGAUGCUCUGGUAGGUUUUACUGUGGAUAUUGAUCACUUGGAUGGUCACAAAGUUACUAUUACUCGUGAAAAAAUUACUUGGCCUGGUGCCAGAAUUCGUAAAAAUGGCGAAGGCAUGCCAAACUACGAAAAUAAUAAUUUACGAGGAACUCUUUACAUAACAUUUGAUGUGGAAUUCCCUAAAACUCAACUAGGCGAUGCAGAGAAAGAAGAUAUCAAAAAGCUCCUAAAUCAAGCUUCGGUCAAUCGUGUGUACAACGGACUUCGAUUCUCGUAAAUGUGUGAUUUGGACCGUCGGUAAUUCAUAAGACUAAGAACACCGUUUAGUACUCUAGAAUAAUUCGAAUUAUGAUCUUUGGCAAAAAUUGCUCCCUACUAUAGCCUAAUGCUUACGGGAACGUAAGCAGCAAUUCCUGAUUGAGGCUUCUGCCACAAAUAAUAACUUAGCUAAGAAAUAGUAAUUUCCAACAUAACUUAUUCAAGAAAGCAUUUGGGUUUCGAAUUACUUCUUAUAGUAAACGUGUAUUUGUGAUGCAUGAGUUUAUUGUAAAUACGUGAUUGUAGACUAAACCAAUUGGGUUGAAAAUACAUGAAUAUGAAAAACGGCA